GAAAGGAGUACUAACGUUAAUAACAACUGGAUUAAAUCCUAUAACUAAAUCACAAUGGAACAUGCAUAACAUGUCUGAGUGAAACUUGAAUUUUUACUCACCCUAAGGCUACUAUGUACCACUAUGUAGAUGCACAUUUUUCUUCAUUGCAGUGGAAUGCAGAAAUAGUAAAGACGGACAGGUAAACAGGUAGAGUGAGUCAGGCAGUGAUGUCAUAAGAAAACCUUUCUGUGAAGUAUCAACACGCAGUGAUAGAUGGAUAUUCCUGCAUGUACUUCAGCAACAGUAGGGUCCACAUCCCCACCUCCUGCUUACAAUGACAUUAGUAAGUUUCCCCUUUAUGAGGAAAUUAUUCCUGCUUCACCGCCACCAGAUUAUACCGCCGCCACAGCGCCACCAUCUGUCAGGGAUAGAGAGAUUCCUCAAAAUACUAAUAGAAGAACGGCAAACCCUUAUCCUGUACUCAAUGUGCCCCCUCAAAUUGAAGUGGUCGAACACAGAGAACAAAUAUUCAUGCAGCAGAUAGUGCAGCCUGUAUCUCCUCAAGUGAUCAUAGUGCAGCCACAGCAGAUGUUUGUUCGUCUGGAUGACUCUCCGACUGCGACUGUGUGCAAGUACUGCCACAAGAGCAUCAUCACUAAUGUGCAAUAUAAAUCUGGUUCUGCCGCAUGGGGCAUGUGCUGCUUAUUAACUUUACUUGGGCUCAUUUGUGGAUUUUGCCUCAUCCCAUUCUGUGUCAGGGGGUUUAAAGAUGCCCAUCACUCCUGUCCUUACUGCAAUAAGCACUUAGGAAUAUACACCCGUAAAUGAUUUUAUUUGCUCAAAAAUAGUCAAGAUUAUGAUCAAUAUUUGUAUUUAAAAGUCUAUACACUGCCACAAUGUAUUAAAAUAGUUAUAAUGCAAAACUUUGCUUUCUUAUAAUAUAUCCUAUUUAAAUAUUUGUCAUAAUGUAUCCACACUUUUACACUGUAUUUAAUGUGAUAAAUAUACAUUACGCUAAUUUUAAUGUAUUGUUUUAUUACUUAAAAAGGAUAAAUGUCUUUACAGAAAAAAACUUCAAUACAAAUGAGGCUGUAAUACAUUUUUACAAAUACCAUUUGUGUGUGUAUUAAUAUGUAAAUAACAAUAUAUGUUAUUAUAAAAAAUAAUAAAGUAUACACUCUUUUUAUUGCUAUUCCAGGUCUACACUUUUACACCGUUUUACUCAAUUUACUAUUUAUUUAAAGAAAUUAAAGUAUAACUAAUGUGAUUCAUUUUUAAAAGAUUUUACUUUUAAAAAA
Messenger RNA from Puntigrus tetrazona (Sumatra barb), 1280 nucleotides. RefSeq names its product lipopolysaccharide-induced tumor necrosis factor-alpha factor homolog. NCBI's taxonomy places the organism in Eukaryota, Metazoa, Chordata, Actinopteri, Cypriniformes, Cyprinidae. Gene Ontology annotation, molecular function: zinc ion binding. Bases 256 to 810 code for a protein of 184 amino acids. The record is from RefSeq and is a predicted model, not a curated record. The transcript has 5 exons.